CUUCUUCUCCCUCCAAGAAAAACCCUAGGCGACCUCUCUGAACAGUCCACCGGCCGUAGGGUUUUCGCAGGAUCCAGAGGGUUUCAGAAGGACCUUAUCCAGCCGCCAUGGCCCCUCCUAAAGGUGACAAUGUGAAGAAGUCCGAUCCGAAGGCUCAGGCCUUGAAGGCUGCAAAGGCAGUCAAGUCGGGACCAACCUUUAAGAAGAAGGCAAAGAAGAUCCGGACUUCAGUUACCUUUCACAGGCCAAGGACCCUGAAGAAGGACAGAAACCCCAAGUAUCCUCGCAUCAGCGCUCCACCAAGGAACAAGCUUGACCAUUAUCAGAUCCUCAAGUAUCCCCUCACUACGGAGUCUGCGAUGAAGAAGAUUGAGGAUAACAAUACUUUGGUAUUCAUUGUAGACAUCCGAGCUGAUAAGAAGAAGAUCAAGGAUGCAGUCAAGAAAAUGUAUGAUAUUCAGGCCAAGAAAGUCAACACCUUGAUCAGGCCUGAUGGUACGAAGAAGGCAUAUGUUAGGCUUACUCCGGACUUUGAUGCUCUGGAUGUGGCAAACAAAAUCGGCAUUAUCUAAGUUGGAAUUGUUUUUUCAGUCUGAUCACCAUUCUUCUCUUAGUGUUAAGACAAUUUUGUUGAGGAGUUGAGAAUGGACUCAUUUGUAAUUUGAUGCUACUGUCAGUUAAAAUAUUUUUGGCGCUCUGAAAAUUCAGAUUUGAAGUGGAGUGAUUAGAUUUGCAUUGAGCAAAUCAGUCGUAAGUGCA
Eucalyptus grandis is the source of this 759-nucleotide messenger RNA. Its product is annotated as 60S ribosomal protein L23a-like. Gene Ontology annotation, biological process: translation; ribosomal large subunit assembly. The transcript has 4 exons. The record is from RefSeq and is a predicted model, not a curated record. Gene Ontology annotation, molecular function: rRNA binding; structural constituent of ribosome. Bases 108 to 572 code for a protein of 154 amino acids. Gene Ontology annotation, cellular component: cytosolic large ribosomal subunit; ribosome. Lineage: Eukaryota; Viridiplantae; Streptophyta; Magnoliopsida; Myrtales; Myrtaceae.